Molecule: messenger RNA, 1384 nt
Organism: Prinia subflava (tawny-flanked prinia)
Lineage: Eukaryota; Metazoa; Chordata; Aves; Passeriformes; Cisticolidae
Product: sorting nexin-11-like
Exons: 8
Coding region: 183-1097 (304 amino acids)
Biological process (GO): intracellular protein transport; vesicle organization
Cellular component (GO): endosome
Molecular function (GO): phosphatidylinositol phosphate binding
Source: RefSeq, a predicted model, not a curated record
CAGCAUGCCCCGCACCGGAAGUUCCGGCCCCGCCCGCGCCGUUAAAACCGCGCGCCUCCGCCGCUGCUUAAAGGGGCCGCGCUCCGUGCGAGGAGUUUCCCUGGAAAUGAGGGAUUUCCCUGGAAUUCUCUUCUUGAACACCAACCCCGGGCAGAUGUUUCCCGCUGGGCUCUGGCUCUAGGAUGUUGGAGACCCGGGAGGAAGAGCUGACCACGGUGCGGGUGCAGGAUCCGCGCGUGCACAACGAGGGCUCCUGGAACUCCUACGUGGAUUACAAGAUCUUCCUGCACACAAACAGCAAGGCCUUCACCGCCAAGACCUCGUGUGUGCGGCGCCGCUACCGCGAGUUCGCCUGGCUGAGGAGAGAGCUCCAGAGGAACGCCGGACUGGUGCCGGUGCCGGAGCUGCCUGGGAAAUCCGGGUUUUUCGUGGGGAGCACGGAUGAGUUCAUCGAGAGGCGCCGGCAGGGCCUGCAGCAGUUCCUGGAGAGGGUGGUGCAGAGCGCCGUGCUGCUCUCCGACAGCCGCCUGCACCUCUUCCUGCAGAGCCAGCUGCCCGUGGCUGCCAUCGAGGCCUGCGUGCAGGGCCGGGGCCCGCACUCGGUCACCGAGGCCAUCCUGCGCUACGCCCUGGGCCCCCGCGGGGACAGCCCCGGGGCCUGGGGACACCGCGGGGACAGCCCGGCCCUGCCCUGGGGACAGCCCGGGGACAGCCCGGCCCCGCCCGGAGCCAGCUGUGCCCUGGAGAGUUUCCCCUACUGGAGUGACUUCGGCGUGGACGAGGCACGGCCGGAGCGUCCGGAGAGUCCGGAGAGCCCGGCCGGACACGGAGUGACCCCUCUGGAGAGCCUGGAGAGCCCGGCCGGGCAUGGAGUGACCCCUCUGGAGAGCCCAGAGUGUCCAACUGGACACGGAGUGACCCCUCUGGAGAGCCUGGAGUGCCCAGCUGGACACGGAGUGACCCCUCUGGAGAGCCUGGAGUGUCCAACUGGACACGGAGUGACCCCUCUGGAGAGCCUGGAGUGUCCGGCCGGGCACAGAGUGACCCCUCUGGAGAGCCCAGAGGAGCCCCAGGAUGUCCGGCCAGACGUGGAGUGACCCCUCUGGAUAACCCAGAAUUCCUAACUGGACACGGAGUGACCCCUCUGGACACCCCCAGGCCCUGCAGCCCUCGCUGGGAGAGGGAUCAGCAUGGAGCCACUGGGAUUGGAUGGACUGGAUGGACUGGGCAGCACUGGGAAGGACUGGGACAAGCUGGAAAGCUCUGGGAGAACUGGGACACACUGGGGAGCACUGGGACAAACUGGAAGGACUGGGACACACUGGGAAGCACUGGGAGCACUGGGAAGCUCUGGGACACACUGGGGAGCACUGGGACAAACUGG